GUUAGAGUUCCGAGCAGGAACUGCAAAUACUCGCACGGAAAUUCCGGUCUCAGGACUUCUGGUCUGUUGUUAUGGCGACGGCAGCAACUGCUAUGCUAAGGAAGCGCUGAAGAGAUCAGAAAGAGUUUAUCCCAAGAAAAUGGAAACAACAGAGGAUGCAACAAAAAGUGAGCCCGAGGACUUGGGGCCUCAAGGGGAACCAACAUAUUUCAAUCCUCUCCUGAGGGCUUGUCUAACUGGUGACACAGAGGAAGUACAACAGAUUUUUGAGGACCUGGAAGAUCCUGAUCAUGAAAAAGCCACUGAACUAUUAAUGGAAAAGGAUAUUGUAGGCAGAAGCCUGCUAUAUGCAACUUGCAUGGCUGGGCAGAGCGACAUUAUCCGGACACUGGCACGAUAUGGGAUUGAUCUGAAGGAUAAGAUCGCCAGAGGUUAUACACUCCUCCACUGUGCUGCAGCCUGGGGACAACUAGAGACUUUGAAAACUCUUAUAGAACUGGAAGCUGACAUUUAUGCAACCACCUCCCGGGGUGAGAAGGCCAGAGACAUUGCCUACCGAUAUGAGCAGACAGAGUGUGUUGCAUUCUUGAAUUGGGCAGAAGCCAAGCAAAACUUACGAAACUUUAUCUCCCAAAUCCAGGCAACCGUCACUGAUCCUGAGAAAGUUCAGGGAAGGCUUAAUAAAGAAGAUAAGAAUACUUCUCUCAAGGCCUGUCAAGCUAAGUCAGAUUGGCUUGAAAACACCAAGGAGCCUACCAUGCAAGAUUUUGUAGAUCAGAAGCAGCAGCUGGAGGACAUAAUGCUUCCUAUCUUUACAAAGUUGGCUACACCCCGUGUGCAAGACUCUGUUGUCAACAAAAAAAUAGGAAUUCCUUCUGGAGAACACUAAACUUUUUUUCACUCGGCAUCAAUGGCAUCCUGACGUUCCACUGACAUCUCAACACAAAUGCUACUGUUCACUUACCAUCUCUCGUCUGAAGACAGCCAACCUUUAUUCACUUUUCAGAUAUCAAAUGUGACAUAACUUAUUUUUUAUUUUUCUACUUACUGUCCAACAAGUAGACACUUAAAGCAUGCUUGUGCUCUCUAGAGAAGCAAUUGCUUUUUGUUUUACUAGGACCAACUAGAGUCACAAAGAAGCUUUCAAGUUCAUACUUCCUCACUCCUUUGGCUUUUUAGUUGAGCCCAAUAAAAGAAUGAUGCUACUGCUGCUGUUUGGAUUUUACUUAAUGGACCAGAAUGGAUACCUGUACUUUUUUUUGGAGACAAGGCAUUAGUUUUCACUUUUGACAACUGGUCAAAUGGCACAUUUUCAUUCUAAAGAUAAUUUCUACAUGUUGGAAAGAUACACAACCAGUGUUAUUACUGCGUUGGAUCCAAGAAAAAAAUAGAACAGUUCCAAACACUGAACAAAAUAUAUUCUGUUUGUACUUUUUCUUUUUGCAUUUCCUUUAUAUGUAUUUGGUGAUCUAGAGAAAGCGUCAAGCAGAGCCUUGGAAGGAAAUCAUCUUUGCCUGACAAAGUUAUGUCCCCCCACUGUCCCUGAAACACUGUCUUUAUCACAUAAUGUGACUUUAUAACAAACCUUCCCCUGUGCUCUCAGACAACUGGCUGGCUUGACAGGGUGGCAUUAUCAGCUAUUUGGCACAGCAUUUUAAAGGGACAUUUUGGACAGCUUGGCAAGGGGCACUUCCUUUACUUCCUCUUAUAUUUGUGCCCAAACUUUAAUCUUUUUAUGCAUCAUAAAAGGCAUCCUGGUGGAACGCCUCUCCCAAUAUGAACCUACCCGGACACUGCGCUCAACAUCUAAGGCCCUCCUCCGAGUGCCAUCCCAUCGAGAAGCUCGGAGGGUAGUGACCAGAACCAGGGCCUUUUCCGUGGUGGCCCCCGAACUGUGGAAUAGCCUUCCCGAUGAGGUGCGCCUGGCGCCGACGCUACUAUCUUUUCGGCGCCAGGUGAAAACCUUUUUGUACUCCCAGGCAUUGUAAAGCGUGUUUUAAUAGCAUUUUCAUCAUUAUUUUGUUUUUUGGAUGUUGUUUGGUUCUUUUUAUUGUUUGUUUGUUUUGUUUCUUGUUUUAUUGUAUUAUUGUAUUCAUACACUGCGCUUGUUUUUAUCUUUUUGUACACCGCCAAGACAGCCUCCGGGCUUAGGGCAGUAUAUAAAUUAAAUAAAAUAAAAAAAUAAUAAAUAAAUCAUAGACUGAGACAGAUCCUUCUAACUAAAUGGGUAAUUCCUCACCUUAAAAUCAAUUUAAAGUCGUCAGUUUUAACAAGAAGCUUGUUACACCAUUACAUCCAGAAUCCAAAAUAAGAAAGCCGGAUACGAAUUAAUAAACUCAAGUUAAACUAAAUCUACUAUAUAAAGAGUAGUUGCAGCACAUAACAAGCCAAAAAAGAGACAUAGAAGCACAUGGUAAUGGAAAGACACACAGCAGCACAUUUUCCCACUUGUGCUGCAGUUUGGGGAAAUCAAGAAAUUGGAGAAAUUAAACAGUUCAAGAGACUCCUGGUGCACCUUCUCUAUAACUCAAAGUAAACUAGAGAAAUCCCUGCAUCUUUCUAAUAUCCUCUAUGCAUGCCAAAGGAUUUUUUUAUUGGGAGGGGGGAAAUGAUUAGUGAGCACCAAGACAACAUUUGUGGAACCUUGGAACUUGUGAUUGGCAGCUUUGGAAAAAAAGCUUUAGAGAUCCAUGAAGGGUCCAUGAAUGGUAUCCUCACAUAUUCUUUUCUCAUCUUGAAAGUCCUGGGCUCAUACUGGGAGGAAGGGCAGGAUAUAAAUCAAGAAAUAAAUAAAUAAAUAAAAUAAAAGACUAACCUGCACCACUGAGCAGGUUGGCACCACACCACAGCUGCACCACAACUGAACUACUGUUAUGUGAUGCAAUCAUUUCCUUUAGUGUUUUGGUGAAGAAAUAUCAGCAAUGGCCAUGUUUCCUUAAUCCAUUAACAUCCCUGCAGACUAUAAGGCACUCAUGUGAUUCUGCUGUGAACAGUUAACAAGUCAGAAAGGAACUGAGUACUUUGUUCCAUUGUCAGAAGGGCUGCUACCUGCUGGCUGCUAAUGCCAAGCUAGGCAACUUAAUACUACUCAGUACCACGACCAUCUCUAUAAGAAAAAAGUUAAUGCUGCAUCGUACCACAAUGCUUCCUGGAUUGCAAUUAAACUAUGCAAUCCUGUUACUAUGGACAGUAAUGAAUAGUACAGAGGUAAAACUGCAGCACCUCUAAAUGCAUUCUGAACUUGUGCAAAGACUCUUGCUGAACUGUCCAUUGAACAAAACUCCAUUUCUAGCCCCUAUGGUUGUAGCAAUUUGCUUGAUAAUAUGAUAGCAAAUAUGCUAAAGAAUCGAAACAUACCCUUUGUUUUCAACUGCACCGUGAAGUCCACAUAUAGUAUCUUGGUAUUGGUUUCAAGUACAAAGGAACACAUAUUUUAACAGUGAUUAUUUCAGUUACAUGCUCAAACAUGCACAUUAGCUGCAGCCCUUCAACACAUUAACUACUUGUUACAAACCUUCAAGC
This is a messenger RNA of Rhineura floridana, 3522 nucleotides long. RefSeq names its product ankyrin repeat domain 45 (gene ANKRD45). Lineage: Eukaryota; Metazoa; Chordata; Lepidosauria; Squamata; Rhineuridae. The transcript is spliced from 7 exons. The coding region runs from base 140 to 889 and encodes 249 amino acids. The record is from RefSeq and is a predicted model, not a curated record. Gene Ontology annotation, cellular component: cytoplasm. Gene Ontology annotation, molecular function: enzyme inhibitor activity; phosphatase regulator activity; protein binding.